AUGGUCAAUCAAAAGAAGGUUGAGUACAACGAACGUGGACAAAGAAUUGAAAAAAGCCUUAAAUAUUUCGUAAUUGAGGAAAGAAGAAAACGGGAAAAGGAAGAGGACGAUCCACUAGAAGGCAUUAUGGAAGAGAGUUUGUUCAUUAAUAGUCAAUCGGGAAUGGAAUUACUUUCUCAAUAUUGUCUUCCAACACCAAAGAGCCUAAAUAAUCAGCUUAUUGUAGAGAAUUAUGAUCAUCAUCUUAUUGAUUUGAAUUCAAUGUUGCUUGUCAAGUAUGAAGACAUGAAUGAUUUACAAUCUAGGCUUGAUGAUAUUACUACCUCAAUGAAAACAUUAUCCUUUGAGAAGGAUGUUCCUGGAGAGGAAGAAUUUCCAACUCAAUUUGAUGGAGUUAAUUUUGAAAUUAGUACUCAAUUGAAAAAGUAUAAAUCAAACUUUGAAAAUAAGAGACUAAGCAAGUUUCUAUCAUGCGAAAAGAAUCAAAAGACAAUAUUUGAUUUCAUCAAACCAUCCCAUAAAAGAAAACCCGAUGAACCUAAACUCUCCGAAGAGCAAUCCAACUUCAAAAAGCAAAAACUCAUUUCAGAAUAUACAUGUCAUCAGAGUGGAGAGGAAAUGUUUGAAAUCUUAGAGAGGAGCAUUGAGAGAAAGAAGAAACAGCAUCAAGGACAUUCUGAGAAACAAGUUGAAGAACAACAUUUAGUGGUUGUACUCGAAGAAUCACCAGAUGUUUCAUCCUAUUCGUCUAAAAAUCAGCCUUCCUCCUUGAAACCUCAAGAACCUUCUGCCUCAAUUCAAUCCAACAGUAAAGCAAAGCAAUUAGAAUCAAAGCCAAGUGAGGAAACUCCCAUCGAAACCAAGCCAAAAACCUACAUGGAAAGAAUUAGAGAUCAUGCCAAACUCUUCCAUUCCAAACACAUUCCCAAAAGCACCCUAACCAUCAAAAAGAAGCCAGAGAAACAAAAAACUAGAGACAUUCUCAAAGAGGAAGAUGAUUUCUCGAUUCCACAGAGAUGUCCAGUUCUUUCCGAUAUUUUAAUGUUGUGCAUGAGCUCGGCUCCACCAUCAUCAAGAGAAGAAUUAUGUCGGCUACACAAAGAUAGAUUGGAUCAUUGUUUGGAUCAUGAAAUGAGGAUAGAAUUUGAAAGACAAAUUCACUCAAAUUGUUCAACUCAAUUCAGAACAUUAACUUCGGGGAAGUUGGAAAAGAACUUGGCCUAUAAUGAAUUGAUCAAUUGUCUCAGGGAGCAAAUCACCAAACCUACCUCCAUCAUUAUUUAA
Molecule: messenger RNA, 1284 nt
Organism: Naegleria gruberi
Lineage: Eukaryota; Heterolobosea; Eutetramitea; Acrasida; Naegleriidae
Exons: 5
Coding region: 1-1284 (427 amino acids)
Source: RefSeq, a predicted model, not a curated record